AUGCAGAAGUCCACGAUUUCCAGGAAAAGAUCCAGGUUUACAGUCAUAAUGCAUCUGGAUGACUACGACAGCAAGAUGGCACAGCUGAUCGGGGAUACCAGUACAUAUCAGCAGGUGAACUCGGAUCCAACGAGCCGGUACGAACGGGGCAACAACAACAUUGUCAGGAGACUGUACGCGCUACAGCUGAUAGAUGCCCGAACGAAACACAGACUCACAAGCUACAACGCUGUGUGUCCUCGUAUAUACGGACAGCCGAAGGCACACAAGCCGAGCUUACCGCUCAGGCCAGUGGUUCCCAACACAACAUCUCCUACGUACCAUUUGAGUAAGUUCAUAGCUGAUAUACUCCAAAAUUCUUUCAAGAGUCAGUAUAAUGCUGUUGACUCGAAAACGUUCUGCGCAUACGUCAAUCAAUUGACAAUACCGACAGACCACGUACUGGUGUCUUUUGAUGCAGUAUCGUUGUUCACCAACGUUACUAAAGACGUCGUCAUCCACGACAUCAUUAUGAUGUGGAACGAGAUACAGGUUAAUACGAACAUAAACCUGGAUCUUUUCCUGGUAAUCGUGGACUUCUGCAUAAGUGGCAGUUUCUUUUGUUUCCGCCAAAAAUUCUACCACCAAAUAUCAGGCACGGCAAUGGGAAGUCCUCUUUCUCCAAUAUUGGCUGACAUCGUUAUGGAGAAUCUGUUGACGAGAGCAUUACGAACUGCUAACAUCCUUCCGCAGUUUAUACGUAAAUAUGUGGACGAUUUGUUCCUUGUGCUUCAUAAAGACCAAGUGAACGCAGUGUUAGAUGUUUUCAACACAAUGAACCCAAGGAUUGUGUUUACAUCCGAGGUGGAGGUUAACUGUCAACUACCAUUCCUGGAUUUGUUGGUAAUUAGGCUACCAGAUGGCACCAUCAAAACGGACUGGUAUACCAAGCCUAUCGCAUCCGGUAGAAUGCUUAACUUUUUCUCGUUCCACUCCAUGGAUCAAAAACUUUCGGUGGCCAGGAAUUUUAUCGACCGAGUCCGUAGCUUCAGCACCACUCGCAGUUCGGAACAACAAGAACAGCUGAUUCAUACACACCUCAGAAAGAAUGAUUAUCCCUCAGCUCUCAUCAAUCGUCUAUUGCGUCAGACACAGCGUAUAGACACACCGGAGAAACCAACCAUCUAUCGAUCGAUCCCAUACAUCCAAGGCCUGACACCAUCCCUAAAACGGAUAAUACACAGCAGUGGACUCGCUGUUGGGAUUUCACACAACAACAACAACACAGUGGGGAAGCUGUAUCGUAAUGCUAAAGAUCCGGUACCGGACAUGAGCAAAAGCAACGUAAUAUACAGGAUCGACUGUCAAAACUGCCCCGGCAAAUACAUUGGCAUGACGGCGAAUAAACUCCGCAAUCGCAUGUAUGGACACCAAACCCAUGUCAACACACUGGAACAGCAUCUAGCGCAAGGGCAGCAAUAUACCGAUCUUCCAGUACAACAACUACGGGAAAAAUCAGCAUUGAUCAACCAUUGCAUCACCCACCAACACCGGUUCAACAUUAGCAAUCCCACUAUCGUCGAUAUAACGUACAAGAAGCAAGCUCUGCAAGUGUUGGAAAUGUGCCAGAUCGCGACUACAUCCAACACGGUCAACCAUCGGACAGACACCGAUAAUCUAAGCUGUGCGUACGCACAUUUACUCUCCUCUAUCAAAACCCGAAGAGAGGAGAGUCGUGCGUCGUCUACAAAUAGUUAUAAUCGACCCGAAUCCAACGACUACCCAUCCCAACUAACACAGACAGACACAACCACCCAAACACCACACAAUAUACAAAUCCCUCAGUAAUGUUCGAUCAGCUGUUAGCUCUGGCAGUGUUGGCAAGUGUCGUGGAUCCUCCUGGUGUAGACCUCCCAUUUUGUACCACCCACCCACUACCUUCGGGGGUGCUGGCAGUAAAGUAUGUACCCUUAUAUUCCGUGUUCCCAAAACUACUUCUCUGACGGCUUUAAAUUCACAGUGAGACUUGUGCAGUGCAAAUUCAAAACGAGACAAUCAACCGUGAGAUGUACACGGGAUUGGACAAAAUUGAUUCAUUUCGAGUAAGUGUAGUCUUUAUGUAGUCUGUUAACCAUCCUAAUUAAACGAAUAAACCGCAGGCCCUGAAGAAGAUCCCAACAUCUGGAUCGAAACGUUGGCGAUGAGAUAAGAAAAUCAACGCUUUUCUUUGACUGAAAGCCGAAAUCCCCGAGAAUUAAGUAAAUCCUUUAAUUAGCCCAGAGCGGGAACAGAAUACCACUCCGGUCAAUAUGUCACGCAGGCUAAGAACUGAGGAGGUUCAAACAGGUUAUUUCCAACAAGAGGCACGGGAAGGUCAGACGUCCCAAACCUCGCGACCCCCGGUGUUUGUGAGUGCUUUUAGACCAAAUUCACAAUUGACCAAUAAUUUUGGACAAUCGUCCAGAGAUCACAAAUCGAGACUUACGUCCAAAAAUGCGUUAGUACAAUUUUGGAAAACCAACGAACAGAUCGAGUAGGCUCCGAUCGGAUCAAUUUACUCACUGAUCAAUUGCAAAAUGCCAAUAUCCGUGGGGAAGAAAGUCGCUACACUCCGACAUUCCAACGAACCCCAGGAUCGACACCUUAUUCAACUUCCUUCAGAAGGCAAAAUGACGUUCAACAUUAUUCAGUUAUCCCUGGUAAUUUGAACAUUCCUCCCUCACUAACGAGCACGCAGCGGUCCUCAAACGUGAUUUUCAAUCGAUCUUUGCCUCAUCAACCAGAAAGGAUUUACUCUGAUAGGACUUCCUUGACUAGCGGCCCAAAUGCUUUACGAAACCCCUUCGAUCCGCCUCAAACACCGAAUAUGAGAAACGUUCGGAACCCACCGCACCAUUUGUGUAAAAUCAUUGGCACAUGGCCAAAAUUCUGUGGCGAUAACAAUAUUGUUCCUUUGGUGUCCUUUUUAAGGACAAUUGAUAUGCUCUGCAGGUCUUAUGAAAUCGAUAAGGAAGAACUUAAAACCCAUGCUCACCUUUUGUUUACAGGGGAUGCAUAUACUUGGUAUACGACCUACGUUGAACGUUUCGUAGAUUGGGACACACUGUUGUACUACCUCUCCAUUAGGUACGACAACCCUAAUAGGGAUAGGUACAUUAAAGAAGAAAUGCGAAACCGCAAGCAAAAGCCUAAUGAGCUUUUCAGCGCUUUUCUUACUGAAAUCGAGUCCUUAUCGCAACGUUUGAUUAACCCAUUGCCAGAUAUCGAAAAAUUUGAUUUAGUGGUAGAAAAUAUGAAGAUUUCAUACAAGAUAAGGGUGGCUCUAGAAGACAUUCGGUCGAUUGAAGAUUUAGCACAAAAGUGUUAUCGAUUUGAUGCCUUGGAAGCAAAUCUUUUCAGUCCAAAGUCACGAGGCACUAACUCCGAUAUUCAUGCUUUAAGUGCUGAUGAAGAAGAAAGUGAUGAGGAGUACGUCAAUGCGCUAAAUGCCAACACGGAGCAAAAUCAGUGUAGUUUGAAACAACAAACUGGUUUGUUGAAGUUCAGGACAAAUAAUUAGUAGUUUUGAACUGAACUUUUGUUGCAUUAAACCAGAAAUUACGGUUUGAAACAAACCAGCUGAUUUGUUGUUUCUACUAUCAAAGGAAUCCGCAAAACAACAAACAUUACCGGUUGUUCUAAACCAAAGAUUUGUUAUUUAAAAUCAAAUCGCCCGGUUAUUUUUACUAAAGUUCGGGUUGUUUCGAUUCCAGUAACAAAUUAGAAUAUUAGUUUUAUUCAACCAAUUUGGUGGUCAAAUCAAACUAACAUGGUUGUUGUUACAAAAAAACAACAACCAUAUUGGUUUGUAAAAACUAAGUUUGUUUCGCCUUCGCCAUUGUCGCCCAAGCCCGCUGCUCAAGUCAACUCUUUGGCACUAUUUCGCGUAUGUUGAAGCAAAUUGGUUUUGUUUCGCGUAUGUUAGUGAUUUUAGUUAGUAAGCAGUUCUAACAAAAGCUUAUAUGUGCCUGGAUUUAAGAUUGCAUUCAUCGGCAAUUCACGAUGAUCGUUCUGAAAACCAAUGAUGUCCGAUCAAUGCAACACAAGAGCCAUGUUUUCCUCACAUAGAAGGCAUCACAAACAGAACCGCACCAGAAAAGGACUCCGGACUAAACCUUUCAAUUCGAUAUGGAGCCACCGCAUCGAAAGCAUGAUGAUCUUCAGUGCCAGUGUUAGAUAGCAAUAACCUGUUUCAUUUUAAAUCACCUAAAUAAAAGAGGUGUGAAUGAUUCAAAAUUAUUUAA
This is a messenger RNA of Aedes albopictus (Asian tiger mosquito), 4262 nucleotides long. RefSeq lists its product as uncharacterized. The transcript has 2 exons. Bases 1 to 1827 code for a protein of 608 amino acids. The record is from RefSeq and is a predicted model, not a curated record. Lineage: Eukaryota; Metazoa; Arthropoda; Insecta; Diptera; Culicidae.